Molecule: messenger RNA, 3428 nt
Organism: Coffea eugenioides
Lineage: Eukaryota; Viridiplantae; Streptophyta; Magnoliopsida; Gentianales; Rubiaceae
Product: disease resistance protein SUMM2-like
Exons: 2
Coding region: 71-3118 (1015 amino acids)
Molecular function (GO): ADP binding; protein binding; ATP hydrolysis activity
Source: RefSeq, a predicted model, not a curated record
UUGGUUUCAGCUCCAGCUCAAACUUGUUUUGAACGUUGUAGAAUUUGCCACUACUUCUGCAUUAUUUGGCAUGGAAUACAUCAGUCCACUUGCAAGCUUGGUGCAGUGUUUUUGUAGACAAGAGUGCUUACGCAAGUCGGUUUCCAAGCAAUGUAGUUACUUUGAUAAACCACAAACAAUUCUAGGAAGGUUGAAUGAGCAAAUGAGAGUUCUUAAUGCCCGAGAAACAGAUAUAAGGCAAAUGUUAACUAUAGAAAGGGUUCGGAAUGGCAUGGAGCCUAAAGCUGAAGUUAAGUUAUGGCUGGAAAAUGUUGAUCAGAUCAAGGACUCUGUCAAUAAGGUGAAGGAGGAUAGUGCAGAUGAUAGAAGGUGUUUGAUUGGGUGUUUCCCAAACUAUUAUUUUCGGCUGAAGCUGGGGAAUAUGGUUGAGGAGCAGAUCCAUAAGGUGAAUGAGCUUCUUGAGCAGGGAAAGUUUUCAGAAGGUGCAGUGGUUGGUAUGUUGCCUGAACGUGGGAAGACACUUCCUGCAACUAUGCUUAUGGGAGAAACUGCAAAAAGAAGUUCAAGGAGGAUUUGGCAUUACCUGAUGGACGAGACUAUUCGAACAAUUGGCAUAUUUGGGAUGGGUGGAGUGGGUAAAACAACAAUCAUGAUAGAAAUUAAUAAUCGACUGGUGAGAGAAGAUGUACGUUUUGAUACCGUCAUUUGGGUCACAGCAUCAAGGGAGUCAAACCUCCCAAAACUACAAAAUGAUAUUGCCAAAUCAAUUGGUUUAUGCUUUGAUAGCGAUGAUGAUGGGAUGACCAGAGCAUCAAAACUAUGGAAUGCCUUGAGGGGACCGAAAAAGUUUCUUCUUAUUAUAGAUGAUUUGUGGGAAGCAUUUCCGCUUCAAGAGGUUGGAAUUCCUAGUCAAGAAUUCUCAAACUCUUUUAAGUUGGUGAUUACCACUCGAUCAUUGAGUGUUUGCCGUGGCAUGGAGACGAUGAGAGAGGUCGAAGUUGAAUUGCUUUCUAGUGAAGAAGCAUGGAAUUUAUUCAAACACAAGGUUGGUGAAGAAGUUGUUUCAUCCUUGAGCAUCGAAGCUGUUGCCAAGGAAAUUGCCAAAGAAUGUGGCGGUCUGCCACUAGCAAUUGCUACAGUAGGACGGGCUUUGAGAAAAGAAUAUAAUGUGAGACAGUGGCGGAUUGCUUUAAGAGAGUUGCAAAACUCCACCAUAAGAAUAGAUGGAAUGGAGAACCAGGUAUUGUCACGUCUGAGAUUUAGCUAUGAGAGAUUGAAGGAUGAUACUACCCGAUCCUGUUUUCUUUUCUGUGCUGUAUACCCAAAGGAUCAUCAUGUCAAUGUAGAAGAGCUCAUAAGAUAUUGGAUAUAUGAAGGUCUACUGGGUAAUUUAGGGGACAUGGAAACCAAGAUGCAACAGGGAUAUAUCCUAGUAGAUGAGCUGAAAAAUGCUUGCAUGUUGGAAAGUAUCUACCAACAUGGUAGUAUAGACGAGCAUGUGAAGAUGCAUGACCUAAUUAGGGAUAUGGCAAUUGCUCUCACAGGUGGUAACCAAAUCUUUAUGGUUCGAGCUGGACAGAGCAUACACAAGCCCCCUCUUCAUGAAGAAUGGCAUCCAGAUCUUGAAAGAGUCUCACUGAUGAGAAAUGAUUUGAGCUCUUUGGAUUGUGAACCUAGAUGUCCAAAGCUAAGUACAUUACUCUUGCAGUAUAAUUCACUAUCCAAAGGCAUUAAUCCUUCUUUCUUUAACCAUAUGCAGAACCUGCAAGUUCUAGAUUUAUCUUAUACAGGCAUACUUAGGUUGCCAGAUUCAUUUUCUAAUUUGGAAAACCUUCGUGCACUACUCCUCUGUAGCUGUUGGAAUUUGCAUUAUGUACCAACGCUAUCAAAACUUAAGGAGUUGAGGGUUUUGGACCUUUCUUAUUCAUCCAUUGAGCACAUGCCCCAUGGGAUGGAAAUGUUAACUAACCUUAGAUGCCUUGACCUCUCCCAGUGUAGAGCCAAUGACUUUCAAAGUAGUUUUCUGUCAAAUUACAGAAUGCUGGAGAAUCUACUGCUAAUUGGUUUGUGGCAGUCACUUGAACUUGGUAAGGUAUUUGUGGAUCAGUUAACAAGCUGCAUUAACCUGUCACUGUUUGAAGCUAACUUCAGAACUGUUGAGGACUUCAAUUACUAUACUAUGUCAGGACACUGGAGUCAAGUUGAGAGUUUCAAAUUUUGUAUUGGCUAUCCGGAAUCCUCAAUGCGUUUCGGUAGAAAUAGUGUAGCAUUAAUUGGAGCCCAUAUGUUUCACAGAGAAAUACUUGCUUUGUUGCCUGGUAGGAUUCAUGAGUUGGUUCUCUUGGCUUGUUCAGGCAUCAAUCACUUGCCAACAUCCAUCAGCUUUGCUUCUUCACAGCUACAAAUAUGUAAACUUCAACACUGUGAUGAUAUGGAAUGGAUAAUAACUUCAGGAUGGAGCACCUUUCCUACCCUAGAGUCGUUAGAGAUCGAGGGUUUGGGCAAGUUACAUACUUUUUGCAUGGGAAUUCCACAGGAAGGAACUCUUGCAAAUCUGAAGGUGUUGCAUGUCAGCCAAUGUAAUGAUUUGAAGACCGUCUUGUCAUUUGAGCUGGUGCAGAACCUAAAAAGCCUCGAAGAAAUUGUUAUUGAAAACUGUGAAAGGAUUGAGGAGAUAAUUGGUGAUGAAAGAGGGGGAGAAGACGUGACUCAAGUGGACAAUGCUGAAAUAAUACUUCCACGAUUACAGAAAUUAAAGUUAAGUUCUUUGCCAAGGCUGACAAGCAUCUGCUGGAAUAGGGUAAUGAUAUGUGAUUCAUUAUCCAUCAUUGAAGUUCAUAAAUGUCCUGAACUUACUGCACUUCCCUUCUUCGUGGAAAUUAGGCAGCCCCUGAAACAGUCUCUGAAGCAAAUAAAAGGAAGCAGAAGAUGGCGUGAGGAUUUAACGAAGUCUCAUCCAGAUUGCAUUGGACUCCUGUACUCAAUUUUCAAAGUAACUCAGAGUUCUGCAGCAUAUGACAUCUUUGAACCUCAGAAUUCUGCAGCAAACAAGAUCUUUGAAGAAGACGAUGGCAGGAAUAUUGGUGAAUCUGCAAGUUCAUCAUUUGGGCCAAGAUAGCAUUCUACAAUUCAUAUCCCAUACUUCUAUAACCAUCUGAUCUUCCAUGAUCCAUCCCUUCGAGUUCUUUGAAGUAAUAAAGAUACUAGCUUAUUGUUGUCUCGUCUUCGGUUAGCCUGCAUACAGUUGUUAAUGUUGCCUCCCUUUGUUCAUUUUUUCAAUAAAAGUUCUGUAACAAAAGAAGACAAAUUUGGACAUGCAAUUUUGUGCUCGAACACCAGAAUGUAGUAAGUUCCAUGUUGUUCACUAUCUGCUGGAUAAGGAAAAAGAUUCUAAACCUGUUAUCUGCUCAUAAGAAUAACAGGUCAUG